GAACUGCUAGCCGACGGUGUGUGUUGUUGUUGAAGCAAUGAUGGCGGCAGCGGGAUGCGGAUCAGCAACCGCGGCUGCCGUAGGAGGCCCAGGUGGAACCGCUACGGCCAGAGGUCGUUUCCCCGGUCGGCCGUGGUCGUCACGCAGUCGUUUGCGAUCAGAGAAACGGUGGCAACUGGGACGAUCAGGCUCAGACGGCGAUGAUGUGACUAACGGAGGGCCAAGGCCCGCAAACCUGGUUCUGUCGUUAAACGAAGACCCGUCUCACUUGCGCUUACUUGGAAUAGAGGCGAGCCACCAUACCCUUGGCCAGGCUGGAUACAGCUCUAGUGGGAGUGAAGAGGUGAGGUCCCAAACCGACCCAGGAGGAGAUGACUUCAGAGGCUUUGAAGCUGAGAGAAAACGCUCCAAAGGACCUGUUUUGUCACGGAAAAACCCUUCUAAAGGUGAUGCUGUCAACACAAAAUCUAAACAACAAAGUGAAAAGCUCCCGCUUCAAAUGCCAGCAGUGGAGGCAGAUAUUACCCCACCUGAUUCUGUGAAGGACGUAAAUUCUUUGGAGAAAACACACUGCUUAUCUCCUGAAGCAGAGUCUGCAAAAGACUGCAGGAAAGGUUUGAAAGGAAAAAACACUAUGGACCGACAGUCCACUAAAAGCGGAGCCACAUCAGCAGCACCAAGGAUUACUAUAAAGUUGGUGGCCAAAAAAAAAAUGAAAACCAUAAAGGCGCCUCAUAAAAAAUCACCAAAGAAGGUGAAAAUAAAGGGAAUCCAGGAUCCGCCUAAAGCCGAGGACGACAAGGAUGACCAGAUUUCAAGUGCUCACGUCAAAUUAAAAACUGAACCACAAGAGGAUAAACAUGGCACUGAAGAUAAGGGAGGGGGGACUGAACUCGCAAGAAGGCGCGGGAGAUCAGCUACAAAGAAAACAGAGACUGUCUGCCAAGUUGUGGUUGAUGAUCGAACAUCAAAAGAGAGAAAAUCACCUGAUCAGUUUGACACUGUAAUGGAGAGCGGCACUGUGCAGCCCAAAACCAAUGCAAAGAAAUUAAAGCAUAAGGACAUUGUGACGGAGCCAAGUUCUGAAGUUCAUCAACAAGUAGUUCGUAGGAGCAAUAGAGUCACAAUCCCACUAACUAAAAAAGUCCUAGACAGUACAGCUGAACCAGAAAGUCUGAGCAACAGUGCUGGCAUUCUGGUGGAGUCAAAGCCAGAAGUGGAGACCAAACCACAAGUGAGAGGUGACGGACGAAGACAAAGCAAGAGGCUGAAUAAGGAUGCUACGGUUCCAGAAAGCCAUGGUAGAUCAUCCACAGAGACCGAUCCUUCCUCUGUAACAUCCAGGGAUUUGUCUCUGAAGAACGAGGAUAUGCGAGUCCCAAGUUUAAAGUUGAUGAAGAUCAGAAACCCCAAAUUUGAGGCAAAGGCCAGUGGGAAGAACUCAACUCGAAAGAAAAAGCAGAGAAAAAAAUUUGUCUGGGCUUUAACAUUAGUAAAAGGAGAAAGUCCAACACAUGGUGCUGAAAGCACUGUCAAAAUAACAGAGGAGACUGUAAGGGAAGUGGAUCAGUCCACGUAUUGUGACACCAAUAUCAACAAAAGUUUAAAGGUCUUGGAUAAACAAUUGAAACUGGAUAACCCAGCACCAAAAGAGAGUACAGGUUCGGACAGUAAUGAGAAGAGUUCCCAAAUAAAGGCUGAUGUGUUGGAGGAGAAGUUAGAUUUACAGGUGGAAGUUGAAGUGGAACAGGUAAAUGAGACAACGCCACAAGAAAUUACUAAAAUGGAUUGUGGGAAAGUUCCACCUCUUCAGAUCAAAAAGGUCUCCUCACCUGGCAAACAUAAAAGCUCAAAGCCGUCCUUUUUGAUUCAGCAAGUUAGCCCCGCGUCGGAAAAUGUAGAGGAUGUUUUAAAAGAUCUAAGUGAAGUGCAUGAGGACGAACCAUCAUGUCUGGAUAAUGUAGUCACGCCAACAAGGAGACUAAGGCGGAGGACACCAAGCUUCGAUUCACCCCAACCAAAGUGUGUCGCUCAUAAACCAGUGACUGCACAUAAGCGACGGCUCAGAACGAGUUCACAGGAUAAAGAUGGGCCACCGGAGCGCGUUAAGGAUGCUUCUCAGGCUUCAAACGAUGAUUCCGGUUCAUUUGGUCUUCCUGCAAAAUGCUUGCAGGAUUUGGCCGAGGACCCCUCACAGGUGACCAAUUUAAAUUCUGCUGAAGUUCCUGAAGAGGACUCCUCAAAAGUGGUUGACAAGCCCCCACCGGUACCAGUUGAAGUCACUCCAGAAGAGAAGGAGAAUGAGGUAGAACCACAGAUUGAAGAACCGCAGAUCGAAGAGGCCAAACCGUUGCCCGUGCCUUCCAAACCCAGACGAUGUAGAACUAUUAAACCAGGGAAAAAGCGUUGUGUUCAAAGCAAGACGGCCGUCGUCCCACCUGAAACCGCCGUCCCCGCCGAGAUGGCUACUGUUGAAGCUACUAUCACAGAGUCUGUUGUGGUAUCGGAAGUAAUACAGUCAGACGCUACAGAGUGUGCACAGCUUGAGCCGAAGCAGGACACCGUGUCAGUGGAAGAAAAGCAGAUGUUGUCAUCCGUAAAAGAGGAAACAGAGAUCCAGUUAAUAGAUAGUCAACAUUCUUCGGUGGCAGAAAGUCAGAUAAUUGAUCCAAAACCGCUGUGCCUUCAAACCCAAUCCCACAAAAAAGGAAAUAAGAAGCGCAAAAAUGUGAUUGGGCCACGUCAGAAACACAGGUUCCGGAGCAGAGAUGGGAAGUUUGCUCCACUUAAGCUUUCUGAAAAUCAGAACAUGUUUGAGGGGGACAUUGACAUGUCUGCCCCUGUGGAAGCUGCAUCACCAACUCCCAGCACUAAACUUGUUGGAGUUCAUAAAAAACACAAAAAAAGACCUUCAGGCCUUCAUGUAAUGGGGUCCAAAAGGUCAAAAACCCCUUGCAAAAUAAUUUCUCAGCUGAUGGAAAUGGGGCUUAGUGAUAGUUUGAAGCAGGAAGAAACGGACACAUUAGUCGACGCGAGACAAGCAGAUGUUGUUGAUGCCCAGCCCAGUAAAUCAAAGUUUGUGAAAAACAUCAAGCACUUCAUUAUGCCUGUUGUGAGUGCUAGAUCCUCACGAGUGAUAAAGACCCCGCAAAGGUUUAUGGACGACGCCGGAAUGUCGGUAUUGCCUCGAAGAAACUCUCCCAAAAAGGGUUUCCAAUUUGGCCUGCAAAUGCGUCCAGGAAAGAGGCGGGACGAUGGAAUGGGCAGAGCGAUAUCUCCUAUCCUGCCAAUUGACGAGGAGGAUAUACUGAGUGAAGCGCAGUUGGAUAUGGAUCUGUUUUCAUCUGAGGACCUUGAUGUCGACAUUGAUAUAGCCGAAAGCCUGUUUUCUGACAGCAUAAGUGGCAGGAUUGACAAGAAGUCUAUGCUAAAGAACUCCACUUUCGAGUGGCACGUGCCACGAGAGUCCAGCGAGGAAGUGUACACACUGGACAAAACGUCAGAGGACAAGUGCGAGGAUCUGUAUUUAUCUACAGCCCUUGAAAAGCCCACAGAAGCAUCUACUAACCUGCUGGAUACACCGAAAAAGAAAAGUUUCCUAAAGUUUAAUAAACAAGCAGCUAAGCUCAGGAUUUUUCAAAGGCUCAGGAAGGCACACACAGGACUUCCCAAAAGCAGAAUCCCAGCCGAGAUGGAUCAUGUGAGUAAACCCCUCCAGCCACCUGUUGAUUUAGCAGAGGGACUCGACGACGAGGCCAUGAGCAUCAGCCUCAGGCAGCGGAAUACAAACGCAGGGAAGGACAAAUCCAAGCUCAAGAUAGAAGACCUCGACUCUCCUGGAGUCGUGAGAAAAGUCUCUGUGUGUGUUCGGACUUUGAACUCCAAGUCUCUUGCAUUUCAGCAAGGUGAAAAAGAGACUGUAGAGGGGAAAGACCCAAGCCAAAUUCACUUGGGAGAGCUCCAACCAGAACAGAAGGCAGGUGCAUGUGAAGGCUAUUUUGGAUCCGUGGAGAAGGCAGCCUCACAUAGAGCGCGCCUCACUGGGGCAAAUAAAAGGAUGUUCAAUCUCCUUAGGAAAGCCAAGGUCCAGCUCAUGAAGAUUGACCAGCAGAAACAGCUCAAGUCAUCUGGGCUGUUGUGCGGCUCGACUGGUGCCAGAUCUCGUGACGUGAACUCCAAAAGACAAAGGAGGAAGCAGAGGGUUCAGCUCAAUGCUAAUGUUCCAGUCAAGACAGAACCAUCUCAAGGACAAGCGCAGCUCCUGUCCCCGCUGUGCCAGGAGUUCCGUAGAGCAGGAGGUCCACGUAUCAAGCAUGUGUGUCGUGCUGCAUCCGUGGUGCUGGGGCAGCCUCGAGCCCUGGUACCAGAUGACAUUCCAAGACUCAGCGCCUUGCCUUUGCAUGAAAGAUCCUGCAUUUCCCCUUCAGACAUCACUAAAGAUAUUGGUUCUCCUUCUGAAUCAGACAGCCCUGAACUGUCAGAUCCAAAGUUCAUCAAGACUAAGAAGCAGUCGAAUUUUUCGAAGAGGAAAGGACUCGGACCAUUUGGGUAUCGCUCUCGGAGGUGUGGCGUAUGCAAAGGCUGCAACCACGAAGACGACUGUGGCGAGUGCAUGAACUGCCUGGACAAACCAAAGUUCGGUGGGCCCAAUACCAAGCGACAGUGUUGUGUGUAUAAGAGAUGUGAUCAAAUCGAAGAGAGAAAAGCACGCAGGCUAAGUGGAAGAGCAGCACCAAAAGGUGCCUCUAAACGACGGCGAUCCUCAUUCGGUCACUCGAGUAAUGAUGAAGGGAACGAGGGGGGUGCGGAUUCACCACCUGGUCUCCAGGGUGACGGCCACAGUCCGUCAGUAAGGAAGCAGCCCAAGCGCGUUGUGAAACCCCGCGUUUACUUUGAUCUCGUGGACUAUGACUCAGAUCUAGAUGACGAAGCCGCAUCGAGCUUCGCCUCACCAGCCAGGAGAAAGGGCACCGGGUCCCGUUUCAAUCAAGACUUUGUGUCGCUGGAUGGAUUCCUUGGUGACAUUUCAGAUGAAGAAGUCAGACAUCGAAAGUCCAGCUCACACCGCGUACCACCUGCUCGACGUAAACCCGAGAAGGGUCUCUCAUCUCAGGGUGCUUUGGAGCAGACUCCCCCCAGUGUCCUGGCUGCACUCGCCCAUGGCUUCGAGCAGAGAGACACUGAGUCUUCCAAGCCUACUCAUAAAAUCCGGGUUGACUUCAAGGAGGACUGUACUUUGGAAAAUGUCUGGAAUAUGGGGGGUUUAAGUAUCUUGACCUCUGCACCGCCCUCGCCCCCAUCUGUCUGCUUCCUUUGUGCCAGUAAAGGGCAACAUGAGAUGCUGUAUUGCCAAGUAUGCUGUGAGCCCUUCCACGAGUUUUGCCUCGAUCCAGCGGACCGUCCCUCUCAAGAGAACAAGGAAAACUGGUGCUGUCGUCGCUGCAAGUUUUGCCACGUGUGUGGCAGGAAAAACAAGCACUCAAAGCCAUUGCUGGAGUGUGAACGAUGCCAGAACUGCUUUCAUACUUCCUGUCUGGGACCCAACUAUCCAAAACAAAACAAGAAGAGGAAAGCUUGGGUUUGUAUGACAUGCAUCAGGUGUAAAAGUUGUGGCGUCACACCAGGCAAGAGUUGGGACACCGACUGGAACCAUGACAAAGGACUCUGUCCAGACUGUUCAAAACUCAACGAAAUGGGCAACUACUGUCCAAUCUGCUUCAAGUGCUAUGAAGACAAUGACUAUGACAGUCAAAUGAUGCAGUGUGGCACCUGUAACCACUGGGUACACGCCAAGUGUGAGGAUCUAACAGAUGAGCUGUAUGAAAUCCUGUCCAGCUUGCCAGAGAGUGUGGUGUAUUCAUGUCGGCCAUGCAGUGUGACCCAGCCCAGUGCUUGGAGAGAGCUGCUCUAUAUUGAGCUCAGGUCGGGGGUGGAGAAGGUGCUUGCUUGCUUGCUCUCCUCCACCCUUACCCAGCACCUUGUUGCCUGCUCACAGUGUGAGAAGCUGGUUGAUCCGGGCAGUGCAUUAGAAGGACAGCCAGCGUGUGAUCUCCGAGCUGUUGGCAAGAAGUUUGACAAAGGCCUUUAUACCACUUUGAAAAUGUUCCAUGAAGAUGUGGUUCAGGUUGUGCGAAAGCGGCUGGAGCACGAGGAGGAUCUUCCAGAAGAGCAGAGACCUACCGCCCUGGCACGCUCUUACUACUUAAAGCUCCUCGAAGAAGUAUUUAAUUGGUUCAACAGCCAAGACCCAAAGGUGUGGAACUCUUGUACCAAAGAAUUACCCAUGGGCAUGCUUUCCCACGCCGUCCAUCCUCCCACAACGGAGCACGUCUACGCCCAGUUUCAGGAGAGGGAGGAGCUCUCAUCUCGAGCUCCGCUGGGGCUCCUGCGGGACGACAAUAGACAAAGCUUAAUUGUAAAGGAGGAAGAAGCAGUUUCUCCAUUUUCUGUGGAGCCAAUAAGCCAGAACUACUUCAAAAGCAGCAGGGCUGUCAGGUUCAAAGGGAAAAGUGGCCGCCUUUCAAAAGCUGAUUUGGACACUGGAUGGUCAAAGGAUGAUGAGAGACAGUGCUCUUUGUGCCAAAAAUAUGGAGACCUCAAACCUAAUGACGCGGGCCGUUUGCUGUACUUGGGCCAGAAUGAGUGGGCGCAUGUCAACUGCUGCUUGUGGUCUGCUGAGGUGUUUGAAGAGGACAAUGGCUCUCUGCUACAUGUGCACAGUGCUGCCACAAGAGGCCGCUUGAUGCGGUGUGAACGCUGCAACCAGACGGGCGCUACAGUUGGCUGUUGUCUGACAUCUUGUCAAAGCAACUAUCACUUCAUGUGUGCCCGCUCCCGUCACUGCGUGUUCCAGGAGGAUAAAAAGGUCUAUUGCUACAAACACCGACAUCUCAUCAGUGGCAAGAUGGUUACUGGUCAAGAAUUUGAAGUCAACCGCAGGGUAUAUGUGGACUUUGAAGGGAUCAGCCCCCGCAGAAAAUUCUUGACUGGACUGGAACCAGAGUUAAUCAAUGUGAUUAUUGGUUCCUUACACAUAGACCAACUGGGUGUGCUGACAGAGCUUUCGGCUCGCAAAGGGAUACUGUUUCCUGUGGGUUUUAGGUGUUCUCGUUGGUACUGGAGUACAGUUAAUCCAAUGCGCCGGUGCAAAUAUACAUGUACAGUGAGAGAGGUUCGGCCGGUUGUCCCCGAGAAGCCUAUAGAGGAGAUGCCUGACCAAGGGGACAAUAAUACAAUUGUCCACAGUCCCUGUCCACUAUCUGAAUCUGAGGCCCAAGAGAAUGAAAUAACGGAACCCCAACCCCCAACAGAGGAAUCAUUUAUCUUAGGGCCCACCCCCAAGUCAGAUCAUGGAGCAAAGCCAAAGAUUCCCCGAAGACCUACUGGAGGAAUGUUUCGUCCCCUCCCGUCCCCAGGAUUAAAACAGUUGAAACCCCACCACAUAUUAACCAUAAGUGAUCUGGAGGACACGCAAAGAGUUCUUCGCCACAACCCGCACUUUCAGACAACAGGCCUUCACAGUCACAUGCCCCCUCCACCUCUGGGUCCUCUGAACGGACCAAUUACUCUGCGUGCUGGAAAGUCUUCCGUGCCCACCUCCCCGCUUCUCCCACUUGGCGCUCCAGACAACCUGAUAAAUUCCCCAUCGUCCCGCUCAGUCGGCGGUAGGAAUGCCUCCUCGGUCCGAUGCCCUGGGAAUACGAUAACCCAUUGUACGUCAUCUCUCUUUCCCCAGUCACCCUGGCAGGACAGCGCAGCAAGCUUCCCUUCACCAAGUCUAUCUUUCUCCCCAACGAUACCACAUUUACCCAGAAAUCGCUUGUCAUUUGAUCUGAACCAGCCAGAUUCAGUCGAGGUGCCGCACAACUUUCUAGCAUCGCCAGAACCUGAAGAUGUCUCUCCAGCAAACGGUACGUCGCCACAGGGGGAUCUAGAACAACAGAAGGAAGUGGAGGAAUUCCCCUACAGUUCUUUCCUCAAGGAUUCCAACGUGAAUCUGGCCCAAGAGAUGAGGACCGAACUGGAGAUUGAAGAGACCCUCCUGAACGAAGGCGUGGAGGUGAACUGUGGGGGACAAAUACUGGUGGACGGUGAUGAUCGGGAGGAGUUUUGGGAAAGAGCCCAAGAGGUACACAAGAGGAAGACUCUAGUUGCCAACCUUCCCCGGUCGGCAGCUUCAGCCAGGGACGACUUAAGCAACACCUCCUCAGAUGAUGAUAUGGAGCACUAUUUUGACUUCUCGCGGACAAUAGUCAGCUGUCCCGGAUCAAAAGAUCAUUCCAAAUCUCCCUCCUCUCCUUCCACCCGUUCUAUGGCUCAGCUAGAUGGUGUCGACGACGGUACAGAGAGUGAUGCAAGUGUAGUGGCCACAGAGGAUGCCCAAAAGGUUCAGUGUUGUAGUAAAGCUCAGAUACAAGCCCAAAUCCUCAAAAAUACCCCUGACUCGAACACUAUAAACAGCACACAGGGUGUCCUCAGUCUGCUCCCCAAAACAUCAUCCAAUGAGCAGCACACAGAUUCCUCUGUCACCGUAACGUUUGCCAGCAAAAGUCAAACAGAUAGUUCAUAUCAAGACUCAAAUAAGGACGGCAUGGUAUUUGUGGCUCCUCUAACUUCCAAAACCUCAGAGGAUUUAUUUCAAGGUUCCAGUUCAGGAUCUGCAUCUGGAACCUCUUUUGUUCUUGAGAGAUGUGAAACUCGUCUACACUCAGCUGAGAUGGUUCCUUUGCUAGAAGGCACACUGCUGGAGACCCAACAAUAUGAAGCUGGUAAACCCCUGAGCUCGGAGCCCAACAGCAGCCAAUCCACCGUUUUGGUGAACCACUUGACAGCUAAUCCAAUGCUGCCGUCAUUAGCAAAUUCUGCUGAUAAGAGUCAGGGCGCCGUGCUUGACCGGCAGCCUUCUCCUGUGAUGUCUACAGAUGUACACAACCCCUCUCAGGGCCUCCUAGACUCUCUGCAGAUUUUCUCCAGUUUACCGGGUUUCAGUAAACCUUUAACAAACAUAACCCUUCAGCCAGUAACAUCCUCCCAAGAGUUAACCUUCCCAUCCUCGGGCCAAUCGUCUGCUAAGCUAACCACCCUCGGCCCAGUUGUUGACGUGACACGAACGUUGCUCAAUGCCACCCCUCAAAACGAUCCGGCGCUAUCAGCCAUGCCAGGCGCUGGCCCCCCAUCAGGAACUUGUGCGACUUUCUCUCUACCCAUCUACUCCACACAGCCCAUGUGCUCAACAGCCGUCACCAUUGUUUCUUCCUCUGCGUCAAUGGCGUCUCUCUCUAUGCUUUCAACCCAAUGCUCAACAGCUCCGACGUCAGUCCAAACCGCCUCGGCCCCGCUCAUCCUAAAUGGUUACAGCUCUUCGUCUAUGCAGAAGGAUGCUGCGUCGGGUCACACGAUCUCCAUCAACUUCUCCACAUCCAGGCCAGCUCUAGAACCUCAACACCCGGUGGUUUCCCAGACUUUACCUGGACACGCUAUUCUCACUGUGAAGGAGGUGGGAGGUCCCAAUGUAGAUCCAACACCACAUGUCUUGCUGGUGAACCGCCUCGGGCAGAUCUUUGUGAAGAACCCUGAAAGCAACACUUUUCAGCUUCCCACUCCUAGCUCCUCUUCCUACAACUGUGUCACUCAGAUCGCCAGCCUCUUGCAGAGCAAUGCGCUGUCGGCCACACUAGCAGCUGCCGGUAAUAUGACUCCACCUCCCGGGGCCAGCGGCGCCACAGCGGUCCCUCCACCCCCGGUUCAGAGUCCGACUACAAUUGCACAGCUGCUCACUCACAAUAGCAACAUUGCAGUGACAUCGGUUGAUGUUAAGAAGCUAAAAAAGAGUGCAAAAACACCAAAGCAUGAAUCUGCUCUCGAGUUUAAAAAAGCAAAGAAAAAGAAGGAUUCUGGUGGAUCCAAGAAGUCCAAGUCGUCUAAGGUGUCAGCGCCACAUCCUGCUCCGGCAACUGAGAAUCAUCCCAUGACGCCUGCCGAAAGUGCCCAGUCCAUCAUCAAUCAAGCAAUGGCGAGUAAUUACACCCCUAAGUGGACUGGGCUUCGCACACUAAGCCCUUCCUCGCUGGUUUUACCACCCGGGCUACUCAUUGAACCGGAGCCUCCAGCAGUGCCUCGUUCUCCACCAGUAGCGCCGACGCCACCCCCGGCAUGCCGGCCACGCACGCAUGUCCGCAUGAAGAGGGUCUCGUCGCUUUCAGACCGCGUUGUCCCAAAGAAGUCUAAAGUGGACUUCCUGAAACCAGAGCCCCCCAGUGAGGACGAGGAGCAGCGCAGGCCGGUCUUUCCGAGCCUCUCCAGCAGAGCGUCAGGAGUCCGCAUCAAGACCCCAACGGUGAAAGAAGUGCUGGACUUGGACCGGUUAAAGGAGGAGCAUUUAGGUGAUUCUGAAAGCUCAGGAUCGGAGCCUUGGGAUUAUAUGUCUCCGGGUGAACAAGGCCAACCGCAAUCAUGGGAACCCGUGGGACACAGCACACUGACCGACUGGAAGAAAUACUCUGGUGCCGCUUCCACCUCCGAUGAUGAACCACCAGUGUCUGACGAGGAUGAGGAGUUUCCAACUAACCGAGACCAGCCACACUUAACAUUCGAGAUAACCAGUGACGAUGGUUUCAGUGCAGAAGCAGACAGCAUUGAGGUGGCAUGGAAAGCCGUGAUAGAUGGGGUGCAGGAGGCACGCGCUAUUGCGAGGUUGAGACCUCUGACCUCUCAGAGGCUCACCGGCGCCCAUAUGCUGGGUCUGGUCCGUGAUGCAGUGGUAUUCUUGCUGGAGCAACUGCAAGGAGCUCAUCGCUGUCAACGCCAUGCCUUCCGAUUCUUCAAACAGUUCACGCAGGAGGACGAACUCCCUGUCAACCCUAGUGGCUGUGCUCGGUCUGAGCUGUAUCUCAGGAAGUCCACAUUUGACAUGUUUAACUUCCUGGCUUCUCAGCAUAGACAGCUUCCUGAUACUGGGCCUUAUGACGAUGAGGAAGAUGAGGUUCUUUUGAAGUCCACAAGACGGGCUACUAGUUUGGAGUUGCCCAUGGCCAUGCGUUUCAGACAUCUGGAAAGAACAUCCAAGGAGGCGGUCGGUGUUUACAGGUCUGCUAUCCAUGGGCGUGGUCUCUUUUGCAAGAGGAACAUUGAAGCAGGAGAGAUGGUUAUCGAAUAUGCGGGCAUCGUCAUUCGCUCGGUGCUCACUGACAAAAGGGAGAAGUACUACGAUGGCAAGGGCAUUGGCUGCUACAUGUUCCGCAUUGACGACUUUGACGUGGUGGACGCCACCAUGCACGGCAACGCGGCCAGAUUCAUCAACCAUUCAUGUGAGCCUAACUGCUACUCCCGGGUGAUCAACGUGGAAGGCCGGAAGCAUAUCGUCAUCUUCGCUCUGCGUAAGAUCUACAGGGGGGAGGAGCUCACCUAUGACUACAAGUUCCCCAUUGAAGACGCCAGCAGCAAGCUCAACUGCAACUGCGGGGCCCGGCGAUGUCGGCGCUUCCUCAACUGAGAAACCACUCGUACGAAACUGGGAGGAUCCCGUCUAGUAAGCCUUAAAUUAAGGUGGUUUUGGGAGGCGAGCAGUCGGCCGUUGGCACAGAUGGGGAAUUCGCCACCGAGAGGCCGGUUGGAUAUAUUUAGCAGGUCAGAAGUGAUAUUUAGACAUUAUGUGGAUUUCAGAAGAAGAUGGAGGACGAGCACAGAAAGUUCACAUCAGGCGAGUCUGUCCCUCAUCUGUGAAACAGCAUCACAGCAGCGGUAAAUGUGGUUUUUGUGUUGAUGACAUUCAAACCAGAUGUUAAAAUUGUUUGGGGUUCCUUGAUCUGUACGGAUGACACCCAGAUCAUUUCUUUAAAACACACGUUAAGCCUUAUCUGUUAAAAUCAUUGCUGAAAACCUGUUGCGAGGUUUUGAGAUUCCCUUUGUUUUAUUCAUUUUGGGGAGGGGGGGAGGGGGGAAGGAGGGGUGUUGUAUGCCCGUCUCUAUUUCACUUGUAAUCAUGUUCGCUCCAUUCUGCAGUGAUGGGAUCAUUUCCCCAUCUGUGCCGUAGUGAGGUCAGUUUUUGAGCCAUACAUUUACUCAAACUUUUAUUUGUGUUUUAUUUCACAUUUAACACGUUUCACAAUAUUUUUAGCAUUAGACUUUUUUUCUUUUUUCAGAAAUAACAAAACAACCAUGGUGCUAAGCUUGGGACGUUCUUUACUGCUUUAGUUGGACAAAAAUGUCCCUGACAUCAGUUUAUUUACCUGUUAAUUCACCCUGCAAAGACCAUUAAUCCAAUAAUCACAGAGUGUCUGCAAAGUUUCACACUUUAAAUCAUUGGUGUGCAAUGUGUCACUUUCUCACUUCCAAGAUAGAUAGCAAUGUAACGGUUUCAUUUAGUAACGGUGUCAUAUUUAUAAAGACAGGAACUUGUCUUAAAGGUGUGUUUUUUCUCUCUCAAUGUACAGACUAUGUAGCAAACACUACCCAAGCCAAAAGUGAAGAGUUGUGGUGAAUAUCACUUUUUAAAAUAUAUAUUUUACUACUGUCAUGCCAGAUGCUCAUUACCUAUUGCAAUAAGACUUUCUUGCCCAACAGUUGCACACAAACAACCAUCAAACGUACAAAUUAUAUUCAUCUACCGUUUCUUAAUCAGGGAGAGCACUGGUACGAAGCAUCGCCACUGAGUGUAUAUUUAGCUCUCGCACCAAGCUUGCUGAGAACGUGGCGCACAGACUUUAAGGUUUUGCAGAAAAACGUUCAGUCUGAAACGGAUCUGAGAAAAUGCACUCGGCUCCUAUUUGAAAUAUGUUCAAUUGUUGUUCUUGUGUUUAGUGCCGUCGUUGAUGAGACUAAUUGAAUUUACACACUGUUCAAAUUGGAAGUUAUAUUUAUUCAUGUUUUGAUUUAUAUUUUUAAUGGUAAACGGUUGUGCUUUGUAAAAACGGUGACGGUCGAGUCUAUAAUCUCCCUAUUUGUAUCUUUUCUGUUUACAACUGACGUCCUUUGUUUCACUAAUUUACUUGAACUUUCUUUUGGGGCAGUUGUGUCGUGCAUUUAUGCCUUUGACAGAAAUUGAUCUAAAGCAGGAUUUUUUUUUAAAGAAUGCUUUUAAUUAUUAUUUUUAUUUUUUUUACAAUAGAUUACUGACCAUAUUAUAAUCAGCCACGCCAGUAAAGUGAGCACAGUUUGCUUCCCCAAGGCCAUGACCCCCCUCAAC
Messenger RNA from Pungitius pungitius (ninespine stickleback), 13183 nucleotides. RefSeq names its product lysine (K)-specific methyltransferase 2Bb (gene kmt2bb). Gene Ontology annotation, biological process: positive regulation of DNA-templated transcription. The coding region runs from base 38 to 11491 and encodes 3817 amino acids. Gene Ontology annotation, molecular function: histone H3K4 methyltransferase activity; protein binding; DNA binding. NCBI's taxonomy places the organism in Eukaryota, Metazoa, Chordata, Actinopteri, Perciformes, Gasterosteidae. Gene Ontology annotation, cellular component: histone methyltransferase complex; nucleus. The record is from RefSeq and is a predicted model, not a curated record. The transcript is spliced from 36 exons.